This is a messenger RNA of Mercurialis annua (annual mercury), 1269 nucleotides long. RefSeq lists its product as uncharacterized. The transcript is spliced from 2 exons. Bases 220 to 1152 code for a protein of 310 amino acids. NCBI's taxonomy places the organism in Eukaryota, Viridiplantae, Streptophyta, Magnoliopsida, Malpighiales, Euphorbiaceae. The record is from RefSeq and is a predicted model, not a curated record.
CUCAUUAUUUAUAGACACUAUACUCUAACCUAAAACUAUCCCUGAACAUAAAAACUAAUUCCUUCCUCUGCACCCGUCCCCGCCACCGCUUCGCAUCCCGUCACCGCUCCUUCUCCGCUGCCGGAAAACCUCUCUACUGUUUGCCUCCUUCGCUACCAGAGCCACCGCUUCCGCCUACUCUCCGGAGCCACCGCUGCCGCCUGCUCUCCUCCAUAAUUCAUGGAAACAACAAGUGAAUUAGUUUCUCCACCUCAUCCUUGGCUUGCUAUUCGUUAUGCUAAGGACGAAACGUAUACAAAAGAGGGAAAUAUUUUGUUCAACGUAUCCGAAAAUAAAUGUUACAAAGGUAUCAUCUCAGAUGUGCAAGAUAAAGUGAUAUGCACUAGUUUUGGAGGAUGGUUUAUGUUGAAAGAUGAUAGCGAGUCAAAAGAUUAUUAUCUUUUGAAUCCUAUAUCAACGAAGAAACUUGAGCUUCCGUCCUUAGAAUGUGAUGCAGACGAUAUUUUUUUUAUUUUAUCAUCGUCUCCGUUAAAUUCUAAUUGUUAUGUCUUGUGUAUUAGUAAUACGGAGAAGGCGAUAUGGUUUUGUCGACCAGGUGAUGAGAAAUUUAUCAAGCAAGAAACUUUUGAUUUGUUGUGCUCUCCAGUAAUGUUUCAAGGAAAGUUGUACUGUACAACCAUAUUCUAUCAAUUAGUAGUUAUAGAUUUUAAAGGGUCGGAGCUUGAAUUCUCCACAAUUAAUACGGAGCAUGAUCAAUUUGAUGUUUAUGGUGGUACAUUAUUUUCAAGAAUGACGAACCGGAACUAUUUGAUUGAAUUUCAUGGCGAGCUCUUAUAUGUUUCUGCGGUUUACUAUGGGUUUUAUAAUAAUGACGUGGCAACAUUUAUCGUUUCUAAAUUCGACUUGUCAAGGAAUCGGUGGAUGAAAAUGGAUAGCAUUGGAGACUGGACAAUAUUUCUCUCUUUUCAAAGGGGAACAUGUUGCAUUGCAGAAGAAACAUCAAAUGUGAAGAAGAACUCAAUUUAUUUUGUGAAUAAGUCGGAUGAUAGAUGUUUAUAUGUUUAUGAUAUAGAAGACAAUAGUUUGUCAAUGUCUUUAUCUUGUGACGUACAUGUGUCGGAAUUUGAAUGGGUAAGCUUCGCUGAUCAUUGAAGUUCAUCUAUUAAAUAAUGUAAUACAAGUUAUUUCUUUUUAUAAACAUGUUUGAUUUUCUUUAGUAUGUUUAGUAACUUAUUUAUGAAUCAGAUUUAAAUAUAUAUUUUUAUCUUA